Molecule: messenger RNA, 732 nt
Organism: Ogataea angusta
Lineage: Eukaryota; Fungi; Ascomycota; Pichiomycetes; Pichiales; Pichiaceae
Exons: 1
Coding region: 1-732 (243 amino acids)
Biological process (GO): regulation of transcription by RNA polymerase II
Cellular component (GO): mediator complex
Molecular function (GO): transcription coregulator activity
Source: RefSeq, a predicted model, not a curated record
AUGACUUCAGCCUCCAACAAGAAUACUUUUAUAUACCAGCAGGUGGAUGCUUUUGAAGGGCAGCUCAGGGAAUUUACAAAUUCAAUUCAGCAGUAUGAGCCAAGCGUUGAGGUUGCGGCCAAACUGGUGGCAACUAUGGACACGAUCAACGAUGAAUUGACGCAGCUUGAAAGAUUACAUGAAUUGAAACGAAACCAGGUAUUUGAACAGAGCAAAGAGAAUCUACGAUUAAACGACGGAAUGAGGAAUAUGCUUACAUCACUGAUAGAAUGUCGAAAAGAAUUAAAUGAUUUACCCAAGUUAAGCACUCAUGAGCAAUUGCAGUUGGAGAAUUCUGACGAGGCCAGGAAACCGAAGCUGGAUGCCGUGAAAGAACUUGUGGCAUAUGCCAUGAAACUUGCCAAAUUCUCCAAAAUUCCGCGCACAUUUGAUGGCUUCCUAUUGCCAAAUAAUUUUAUCUGGCCCGGUGAUGAUAAUAUGAGACGAGGAAUGCUCGCGACAGCGUCUCUGAUGCCAGAAAAAAUCGUACGGUACGAAAAUGGUGAACCGGAUGAACAAGAGGAUAUUCAAAUGAAAGACACUGAGGAAACACAAAAACCAGAAGUUGAGGAUGAUGAUGAAUUUGUUCCUGAACGUCGCAAUAGCUUCAAAACCUCUGCUAGCCCUGAGAAGAAGGACGCAGCCGAGAUUAUGGCUGGCAUUGACCUUUUUGAUGAAAGCGACGAUGAUUGA